AUGUCUCUUUCAUCGAUGGAACAGACAUGGAAACAUGCGGUAGACGUUCUCGAACAAAUUGUAGCGAAUGAAGAUUUACAUGCCGCUUCCCAUGGAAUGCCAUACACCCCUAACAGCGAUGGGAACGAUGUGGAAACAACGGAGUCACUGGCACUCUCAUCACUUGAAAAAUCUUUGGUAUCGCACUGUAGAUCAUUGCUUGAACAGGCAUAUAUAGUGAGACAACAGCUGGGUGCAGGGAACUCUUCUGAAGAAGUGCACAACACUUCCUCUAUGCCGCAAUUUUUGGAUUUUGCAUUAUUUUUUCGUAAGUCUCGCAUGUUGCGUGAGAGAGCACGACGUGUGGGUGUUACACUUACGAGUAUUAAACAUGUUGGAUUGUUGGAUGAAGAGUCUCUUGGGCGACGCAUCAUCACUGAUCGUGCUUUAACAGCUGUAAAGGAACUUUUAGAUCUUCUUAUAGCUGUAUCUACCACACUUGCUGGAACACCAUUUUUGACUAAAGUUAACUCCUAUAAUCAGCGUCAAGGAACAACAACAACAACAACAACAGGUACUACUACUAGUACAGGUACUACAGCAGAUCCUUUGCAACCGUGUACCAGUCGCUCAAGUUCCCAAGUGACACAAUGUCAUCAUCCUAUAGUAGUUAAUCAUGAAACUGAGGAAGUAGUUCCAGACGGGAAUCAUCUACAUUCACCUGUAGAGUAUAUGCAUGGAACGACAAAUGCGGGUCUUUCUGUGCAUGAAAACAUUCCUUCACAGGGUUUAAUACAAAAUCGAAGAAACUCCAAUGAAAGGAGGUUUAUCGACAGUAAAGAGAUAAGUAUGCAUGAAGGAAAAAAAAAAGAAGAACAUAUUUUACAACCCUUAAGGCUCGAUUAUACACCAUCACCAGUAGUAGUUCCACGUGUUACAGCACCACCUGAAUCAGACAGGAAUUCUACUAGAACAUCUAGUGAAUCACAUUCACCAGAAACGUUAUUUUCUCAUACUAAUACAAGCAAGUUGACAACAUCAUCACAUGUUGAUAAAGGUACAGUAGAACACGCAGAUUCACUGGCAACAAUAGCAAAAGCCUACUCUAUUUCAUUAGAUCAGUUAUGUGCUGCCAAUACCCAUCUUUUAGCUUAUAAAUACACUCCUUUACCACCCAAUACACCUUUGCGAAUUCCACAUAAAAAAAAUAAUGGAAGUCCCUCUCGUGAUGUACUAGUGUCAACUCGUGUGACAACGCAUACUCGAGUGUUUAGCGGAUAUCCCUGGUAUGAGUUGUUUCAAGAGAGAGAAAAUGAUGAUUCUACUGCUAAUCCUUUAUGGAAGGAUACUUUUUUAUCAGAGCUGGGAAAUUUGUUUAAAAUACCCAAUGAAUGGGUAACGAACGUACAUGUUGUAAAUGAUGAAGUAGAUGGAAUAACUGAUAAUGAUAAAAUGAUAAGUUUUGAUCUACGUCUUCCUCUUUCAUUUGGAUAUGAAGAAGUAGAGAAAAAAAUACAAGAACACAACUUUACUGAGCUGAUCCUACUAUACGAAAAACUGCAGGGAGAAAAUAAUGCAGAGACAGCUUCAAGUAUUACGUCUAUAUUAGAUUCUGAAGAUAAUUUUGAGACACCACAUGACUUUGAUAAAACAGUACCACCAUGUGCUAAUGCUGAUAGUCUCUUAAAAGGUAAGAACAAAAAUAAGAAAAAAAACAACAACGAGAAGAAAAACGAAAAAGAAAAGAGUAAUAAGGAUAAUGAUAUGACUCCUUUAGGAGUAUUUGUCUCGUCAUCGGGUAUAGAAACAACCUAUCAUGACGUAAAGCAUGAUAAAAAUCAAAAAGAGAAAAAUAUUUUAAUGCCAGUAUCUACACAAAAUGAAGAGAUAGUAGAACAAAAACAAAUAAAAAAUUUUACAUAUCUUGGGGAUUCGCAUACUAAAUAUUCUCAUGUAAGAGAAAAACAAGAGAAGGAAUGUCCUCUUUAUAAUGAUGACAUGCAAGAAGAGAAGGAAGAAGAAAUGGUUUCUGGUUCUCCUACCAUUGAAUACAAUGAUGUACUGUUAUUUUCUCCAUAUUCUGGGAAUUCUACACAAGAACCAGACCAUUCCCCACAUGUAACAUUUACUGAUGAAAAUGGUCAUUUUUCACCAUCAAUAUUGCCAAGAGCACCUAGUAUCAAUGAUAAAAUGGGUAAUGCUUAUAAUAUUUCUCCACUCUGUGGGCGUCCACCAAUUGCCCCAACACGUAUGGGUUCUUCUAGCCCACAAAGGGUAAAGGAAGAGCCUGUUGUAUUAUGGUUUUCAACAACACAUGAAAAAAUAAUUCGAGGAGAAAAAUGGGAAGAAGUACUCGCAUUAUGUGAAGAGGAAGUACGAGAAACAUUUCUUACAGAAGUUGCCGUUCUCUUUGAUCUCCCUGAAGAAAAUGUUAAGAAUAUUUACUUUACCCUAGGUAGCUUACAUGUUACCUUUGAUUUGUUGCAUGAUCGUUAUUUACACGAAUCAGAGAUCAACACCCUUCUUGCAGUCUUUGACUUUCCAAAGGUACGUGGAGUGUACCGGCGUUGCGUGGAGAACGCACCUACAAACACUAAAACUCAAACGAUGGACUCCCACUUCACACAUGCCUGUGAACCACAACAGGAGCAACCAGAACAACGGUGUGAUGAUAUGAAGACGCCAAAUAACGAACCCUCUACGAAGGCGCACUUUAAUGACAUUACGGCGAAAGAUCUCCUUCCACGUAAUAUGGUCAACAAAGAGAAACCUGUAGUUAAUAUGAAUAAUGGCAAUCACAACACAACUCAACAGACGCCAAGCACAACACUUGCGGGUGUGGCACAGCGGCUUGGUGUAAGUGUGCAGGCACUGCGAAAGUGCAAUACACAUCUUGACACCUUCAGUGAUACCGCAGAACUCCCAAAUAACUGUAAUGUGAAUAUCCCCGCAUCAUUUUUCGCUGCACCAGAAACUACCAGUGACCAUUUUUCUCAUCGUAGUAGUCCUCGCUCGCCGACUGCACCUGCACCUGCACCUGUAACAAAACGAGACUCAUCCUCUGCUGCGGCAAUCACCGUCACAACACGCGGCGGGGAUAAGGAAAAUACAGAACUCACGAUUACCCCUAAAAAAGAGUUUACACAAUCUCCUGAGUCAUCUGCUGUAGAGUGCGAUCCCGAACCGAGAAAAACUGGGCCACCCGUACAAACUCAAAAAGUACUACACAAUUCAAAGUUGCAUUCGGAACUCAAUAAACACGUUGACAGGAAAGAUGUACCGUUUGAGGAGAAGUCGUUAUUAACGUCUCUGCCAGAGUCUCAUACGUCAACAACUUCCACACGUGAUGAUACUGUACAAACAGUUUUAGGAUGUAACGAUAUAGAUGCACAAUCUAUUGGUAAAACUUUAAAUCUAAGUCUUGAACAUCCUUCUUCUACAGCACCAGACGGAAUAUCAUAUCGAGAACACAUGGUGACUUUGAUGGCACGAACUACUACACAGUUUUUUCUUCUUCGUUUUUUUGCAAAAUGGCAGUACAUUGCUCGAAUACGGAAGGAGAAAAAAAGAACUGGAUUACCACUCCAUCCGUCCCGUAAAAUUAAUAAUGAGAUGAAAAAAUCAACUGCAACAUCAGAACAAUCUUCUCAAGGCACUUUAUCAAGUAGGGCAAAAACAGGAGGGACACCACGUCGAACGCUUUCUCCACGUACAGGUGUUACACGUAAUUCUGGUUCAAGAAGCUUAAUUGCAAAGUCUAUGGAAGCUAUUGCUAGGACACAACCCCCAACUGCAUCCCCAAGGGGAACAGCAAAGGAAAAAACAACAGUAAGUCGUUCUUCUUCUCGUAUACAACGGCAAGAAAGUAAUAAAGGCGCCGUUUUAUCGUCUAGAGGUGCAGUACUAAGGGGUGGUACUGCUUCUAAUGGCAGUACUAACUCACCUCUUAAAUCGGCACGUGGUGAUAAACGAAUAGCUUCAAAACCGAGUACAGGACAUAAUGGUACUCCACGUAUUAGUUUUAGUCGUGCCAGUAGUAAUCAUUCUAUGUCACGAGCAUCAUCUAUUGAUCGAAAACCGAAAUCUAGAGAUGUCUCUGAAACUUCUUUACGACUUCCUGUUGGAUUUCGUGUUUCGUGUUCAUUAGUUGUAUUAGAAGUUUACAAAGAGGCAUCAGAAUCUGGAAUACAGUGUGGUGAUAAGAUACAGGAAAUUGGGGGAAUUCGUGUACGAACUGUGAGACAGGUUCGCGAUGCGUUAAACUCAGUUGUUACCCCAAAAAUAGUCUUUAAAAUUAUAAAGAAGAGUAAUGGUACACCAAUGUUAUUAUCUCUUUCUAGAACUGAGACGGCUGGAACGGGUACACCAAGCUCAUUGUCACCAAAGAAAUCUUUAUCAGAUGCAAAGAUAGUACCUAUGCUUAGUGCAGCAAGAACUGCUUCCUUGACUUCAGCCAAAGUACGAGGAGGCAACUCUGCUUCGUCCCUUCCACAACAACGACAAGAAGAAGAACAACAUUGGAUGAAAGUCUCCUCUGUAUCGCUUUCUCGUGGACCCCGAGGAAUUUACGAACCACAUAAGGAACAGCAACAGCAAAGUUAA
Messenger RNA from Trypanosoma theileri, 4581 nucleotides. RefSeq lists its product as uncharacterized. Lineage: Eukaryota; Euglenozoa; Kinetoplastea; Trypanosomatida; Trypanosomatidae. Bases 1 to 4581 code for a protein of 1526 amino acids. The record is from RefSeq and is a predicted model, not a curated record. The transcript has a single exon. Gene Ontology annotation, molecular function: protein binding.